UCGAGUGGUAUGUAUAGUGCAUGACUCUACAAGUGUCAAAACAACACAAUUUCACCGGUUGUAGAAAGAUUUGUUUCUUUUGUUUAAUUUAUUUCUUCCAGGAAAUUCAAAGCGGAAGCGGUUAAAGGUUUGUCAAACAUUGCAAGAAAAUUGGAGAUCGAUGCAUCGCGAUUAUAUUCUUAGCAAUUUAAAUGAGAUUUAUUAAUUUGUAUUCGAAGCAGAGAUAAUUAUAGAGACCAGAGAGACUUAAUUUCCGAUUAUCUAUACAAUAAUUUCUUUAAUUUUGAGAAUUUAUAAAUUACCCGUUAUAUAUAUUGAAAAUGUUAAAUCAGGAGGUGUCGGAAUUUUUACAAAACCAAAUAGAAUUUUACUUAAAAGACAAAAAUCUUUCGAAUUUAAAAUUUAACUUUUCGAGUGCAUGUAAUGAUGGUGAAAAUUUUUUUGGCUCAUUGUAUCGCGUUAGAGUUAAUGGCGAGAAGAAUGGUGAAAAUGAAGAGUUGAAUUUAAUUGUUAAAUGUGUUCCAACCGAUGACGAGUUGAGAGAACUUUUAAGAGAUCGAGAUAUAUUUCUCAAUGAAAUUGCUUUCUAUGAGGAGAGAUUUCCACUUAUUAGGAAUUUUUUGAAUGAAUUUAAUUUACAAUAUCAUGACUGUCCGACUUACUAUGGAGGAUGUAAGACACCAAAGAAAGAGCUCCUGAUUUUGGAAGAUUUGAAACCUGAAGGAUUUGUUUUGAAAGAAACAAAAUUAUUAGACUAUCAACAUGCAGUUAUUGCAGCAAGACAUCUUGGAAGGUUUCACGCUUACAGUUUUGCCCUUCGAGAUAAAAAACCCAAAGAAUUUGAGAUUUUGCAUAAAAUUAAGGAACCUUUUUUCUUUGAGUCUGGCUGUUAUACUAAAAAUUUUGACCUCCUUAUGGAAGCUGCUGUUAAGGCUGUGGAGAACGAAGAAAACCAUUACGUCGACAAAGUUAAACGACUCAGGGAAAAUGCACAAGGAAUUAUUGAUUACGCAUGUGUUGGAAAAAAUGCAGAACCUUAUGGUGUCCUUCUUCAUGGUGAUUUAUGGACAUACAAUAUGUUAUUUAAAUACAAUCAAAAAUUGGAACCAGAAGACGUACGUUUCCUGGACUUUCAAUUAAAUAGAUACGGUUCCCCAGCGAUUGAUAUUCACUACAUGUUCUAUAUUUGUCUCAUGCAGGAAAUGAGAGAAAAAUAUUACGACGAAUUCCUACAUCAUUAUCAUGAUUCAUUAGCUGAGAUGCUAAAAAAAUUGGACUGUGAUGUUGAAAAACUUUUUCCAUUCAAAGCUCUUUUGGAACAUUUGCAACGUUUUGGUCGCUAUGGCGCUUGUUUGUUCGUCAGAGAUAUUUGUCUUGCAACCGCUCGACCUGAAGACAAUCCACAACCAAUUUAUCAUCUCGAUUUUCUUCGAACCCUACCAAUGCUUUUGAAUACCAAUAAACUCUAUUUUGAAAUGUUGAGAGAUGCACUUAAAGACAUGGUAGAUAGAAACUACCUGUAAAUUAUAUAAUUUUAAAAAAUAAUAAUUUAUUGUCGAAUUGAGAUUCUUGUGAUCACUAUAGAUGUCAACAAUGGUAUGAAAGUAUGACUCAUGUGUUAGAAUUUUGGUAAUUGAGAUAAGACUUCAGUUCGAUUAGAGUCGUCAAGCUGAGUGCAUAAGACGAUUGUUUUUCACAAAUGUUAAUUUUUUUUUAUUUAUUAUUAUUAAGUCCAACAGUUACAACCAAUAACCAAUUGUAUGUCAUUACAAAAUCAGAAAUAAGGAAGAAAAUAAUUAUGUGCUAUGGAAAGUAGAGUAUUAAUAAUUCACAAAACUCAAUAUAAUCUUUUUUUUAGAAAUUUGAGGUUGAAUAUAAACUAAUAUAAAGAUAAUAUUAAACCAAACGGAUUGAACUGAAAACUUGUUACAAUUAAUAAAUUCAUUAUUAUAAACUCUA
Messenger RNA from Leptopilina heterotoma, 1959 nucleotides. RefSeq lists its product as uncharacterized. The record is from RefSeq and is a predicted model, not a curated record. The coding region runs from base 321 to 1523 and encodes 400 amino acids. Lineage: Eukaryota; Metazoa; Arthropoda; Insecta; Hymenoptera; Figitidae. The transcript is spliced from 4 exons.